Molecule: messenger RNA, 879 nt
Organism: Oppiella nova
Lineage: Eukaryota; Metazoa; Arthropoda; Arachnida; Sarcoptiformes; Oppiidae
Source: the annotation of a GenBank genome assembly
AACACAACUGACGCCACAAUCAAAGGCAACACUCAGACGGUGUAUGUCAUAGCCGUGGCCUUUGAACUCUUGCCACAAAACCUCAUCCCAUUGGCGGCCAACCAUUUAGUGGACAAUAUUAAGGCCCACGACUGGCACCUGACCACCGGAUUUAUUGGUGUGGGCUAUUUGUGUCCAACACUGAGCCGUUUGGGUCACUCGGAUGUGGCCUACCGUUUGCUACUACAGGAUACAUACCCCUCGUGGGGAUAUAGUAUUAAAUACAACGCGACCACUAUAUGGGAGCGUUGGGACGGAUGGACUCAAGAAAAGGGAUUUCAAGACCCGGUUAUGAAUUCAUUCAAUCACUACUCCUUGGGAUCAGUCGGUCGAUGGCUCUUCCAAUCGGUGGCCGGUAUUGAUACUCACGAGGAAGGCGUGGGAUUCAAGAGUAUAGUAAUCGCUCCGAAACCCGGCGGUAAUCUCCAUAAAAUGACGGCUCGGUAUCAGUCUAUCAAUGGCUUAAUUGGGAUGAGUUGGGAGACUAACGGCGCGAACAUUACUUUAACAAUCGACAUUCCGGUUAAUACUAAAGCAUUCAUUGAUUUAUCAUUCCUGAAGCAACCCCUUCACACAAAUGUGGGCUCCGGUAGUUAUAUCAAAGAUAACCAAUACUUGGAUCAGAUUCACAAAACCAUGGUGUGUGUGAGUGGAGGACCCGUCACUAAAGCACCAGAGGGUCAGUUUGGUCAGGGUCAUUCACUAAAUUGGGACACUUCACACACUAUUCCACCGAUCAUAGAGAGUAGCAUUUGGUGGAUCAUCGCUAUGGUUAUACUGCAACUGUUGGGCGCUAUCCUCGUGUUAGCCCUAUGUUGUGGAUGUAUUGCAUUCAUUGUG